AUGUUCCGAACGGGAUAUCUGAUUGUGGACACAACCUCGAAAAACAAUCAGAGAUAUUUAACGCACCUGGACAUUUGGUGCUUUACGUCAACUUUCUUCAACGAUAACCGAACUCCGGCUCGGAUUAACGCCGUCAAAGUGCUAGUCAAAAACAUUCCGGACUUCAGCGCUUCCCGGAAACGCUUCUUGACAUUCGAUCUUAAUAUCAACCUGAAUACGUUGUUGAACUGGAGUGUGAAGCAGCUGUUCCUGUAUCUGACGGCCGAAUACCAGACGGAACAGAACGAGCUCAAUCAGAUACCUUUGGGCAAAGAGCAGCAGCGGGCUUACUUCGGAUUCCCGGACCAAUAA
Messenger RNA from Uranotaenia lowii, 351 nucleotides. Its product is annotated as signal peptidase complex subunit 3-like. Gene Ontology annotation, cellular component: signal peptidase complex; membrane. Gene Ontology annotation, biological process: protein targeting to ER. Lineage: Eukaryota; Metazoa; Arthropoda; Insecta; Diptera; Culicidae. The transcript has 4 exons. Bases 1 to 351 code for a protein of 116 amino acids. The record is from RefSeq and is a predicted model, not a curated record.